UGUUGAUCACGUGACAUGUAUUGGCUCUCACUUCCGGACACACCAACAUCGGAGGGAGAUGCUAACAUUAUCGGAGAGGUGGUAGCGGCGGCGGCAGGAGAAAGCGUUUCAGUGACCGGGAUGCUAGCUACCCGUCCACCGUUGUCAUUAUUGACUAUGGAACGCUCUUGUAGUGUGAAAAGCAGGGAUAGCAUCACCCACCAAGACUACGCACCUGCUCCUCCCUGUAGCCGGGGACACACCCCUCCACCGUCGCAACGGAGAUCAAGACGCACUAUGGUGGAUGUGACAAAAUGGCCGCUGUUUAGCCUGAUGGAAGGCGAGGAGCUCUCGUCCAUACGACAGGCCUGCGUGUUUGGAACCUCCGCCAACGAGGUCAUCUACAUCACCCACAAUGAUGACGUGUAUGUGUUUGGGCUGAACUGCAGUAACUGCCUGGGAACAGGGGAUAGCCAAAGCACCAUCCUACCUAAGAAGCUGGACUUUCUGAGUGGGAGGAAAGUGGUCAGCCUCAGCUAUGGCAGCGGACCCCACAUCCUCCUGGCCACUGAGGAGGGCGAGCUGUUUGCCUGGGGCCACAAUGGUUACAGUCAGCUGGGGAAUGGGACCACCAACCAGGGGGUCGCUCCUGUGCUGGUGUCUGCCAGCCUGCUCAACAAGAGGGUGACGGAAGUGGCCUGUGGUUCACAUCACUCCCUGGCCCUGACCAACACUGGAGAGGUGUAUGCUUGGGGCUACAAUAACUGUGGCCAGGUGGGGUCAGGGUCCACGGCCAACCAGCCCACCCCCAGGAGAGUGUCCAACUGUCUGCAGAACAAGGUGGUCGUCAGCAUCACAUGUGGUCAAACCUCCUCUCUGGCUGUGGUUGAGAAUGGAGAGGUGUACGGCUGGGGAUAUAACGGAAACGGCCAACUGGGGCUAGGCAACAAUGGGAAUCAGCUGACACCUUGUCGCCUGGUGGGCUUGCAGAGUCUCUGUGUGCUACAGGUGAGUGCACACACACACACACACACUACCUCCACUAACAUUAACCCCUCUCUUCCCGUCCAGAUAGUGUCUGGCUAUGCCCACUCCUUGGCCCUAACGGACGAGGGGCUGCUGUAUGCCUGGGGGACCAACACCUAUGGCCAGCUGGGCACAGGCAACAAGAGCAACCAACUCAGCCCAGUCCAGAUCAUGGCUGAGAAGGAGAGCAGGAUUGUAGAGAUUGCAGCAUGCCACUCCACACACACCUCAGCAGCUAAGACUCAGAGUGGCCAGGUGUACAUGUGGGGCCAGUGUAGGGGUCAGUCCAUCGUCUUGCCCUUCCUCACACACUUCUCCUGCACUGAUGACGUUUUUGCUUGCUUCGCCACGCCCUCCGUCAUGUGGAGGCUGCUCUCUAUGGAGCAUGAUGACUUCCUGACAGUGUCCCAGUCUUUAAAGAAGGAGUUUGACAGCCCAGAGACGGCCGACCUCAAGUUCAGCGUGGACGGCAAAUACAUCCAUGUGCACAAGGCUGUGCUCAAGAUCAGGUGUGAGCACUUCAGGUCCAUGUUCCAGUCCCAUUGGAAUGAAGACAUGAAGGAGGUGAUAGAGAUCGACCAGUUCACCUACCCCGUCUACCGCUCCUUCCUAGAGUUCCUCUACACAGACAACAUAGACCUGCCCCCAGAGGAUGCUAUUGGUCUGCUGGACCUGGCCACAUCCUACUGUGAGAACCGCCUGAAGCGUCUCUGUCAGCACAUCAUCAAGAGAGGCAUCACCAUAGAGAACGCCUUCUCUCUGCUCGCUGCCGCCGUGCGCUACGACGCAGAGGACCUGGAGGAGUUCUGCUUUAAGUUCUGUGUGAACCACCUGACGGAGGUGACCCAGACUGCAGCCUUCUGGCAGAUCGAAGGCAACCUUCUCAAAGAGUUCAUCUGCCGAGCCAGCCGCUGUGGAGCCUUCAAGAACUGACCGCUGAACUGGCUCAUCUGUCUCCAUCACAGGGGGCUACGCUAGGCUAACCACGCUCUGGUCUGCCAUCUGAUACGAGACACCAGGCUGUUCCGUUAGCUGUAGCUCCUGCCAGUGGUUGUCUGUUUACUGCACAUGAGAUGGGUGGCAAAGGAUGUUAAGUAGUUACCCUAAACCCUGUAUAAGGGGUGUUACUAGAUAGUUAUAUAAUCUUCCAUCUCCCAUUGUGGGUUGGUAGUUACAUCUUGCAGCUUUGGAGGCCAGAGUUUUUUUGCAAGUAUUUUGUUUCCAUUUUUUCCUUCCAAUCAUACGUGUGGAUUGAGUUCUUCUUGACGAGUGAGGAGCACGUUUGCACUUUCUGAUAUGGUGCAGUGGGUUCUGGGAAAGCCUGUGUGAGAUUGAUUAUAUAACUUGUCACUACUGACAGAUAGCGGUCUUCAGUGUUCCAAUUGAACAGUGGGUCUCAUGUUAUUAGAUCCAGUCUUAGGGAUUGAUUCAAUCAGAUCUGCUUUAGCCAACAUCUGCAUAGUGGUUGUUUUUGGGGUGUCGGAGGUGGAACUGCGUUAGAGCUGUCAAAUCCACAAGUGGUUCCCGGCCUUAAACCUAAAGCGGACAUUGCCAUUGGCUGCACGGAGUCCCAUUAACAGUAACCCCAUGUAGCCUUGUGUACAAGUUUGAACACUGGAAUGUGAGAUGUAAUCUACACGUCGAUUAGGACUAUAGAAAUCCUCAUUAUUUAGUUUCAUGAUUUUUCAAUUUGACUGCCCACCUUCUUGUUCUGAACUUCUAACACGACUGGGACAGGUGUGGCUUCGUGACAAUGAUCAAGAGCAGCUGCUCACCGAUCUAAUGGCUCCAACACAGUUCAACCUCCAAAACAUCCGCUAUACUGGUGUCUGUUAUUGCCUGGUAACGCUUGAUCUGAUUCAAUCUAGGCCUUAAUCUGUUUGAGCAAUACAAAUGUUCCACUUGUGAAAUCACAUCAUUCCUAAAAAGAGUAACAAAAAAACCUGUGCAUAGGGUCAAUGUAAACUCCAUGAGAGUUCUUGGAGAACAUUGUCUGUGAAGCACAUUGGGUUGGCUGGGUUUUUGAACGCAAUAUUUUCAGCCUAUGUUGAAAGAUGUUACAGAUGACUUCAGACAUUUACGGUAUUGUUACUUUUCAGUAAUGUUUGCACUAUCUCAGCUGUACAGAACUAUUAUACAGAAAUGAUAAUCACCUAUUUUUAUGAUCAUUAAAGACAACUUGUAGAUAUUUAGUGACACACACUGAGUGUGAGAAA
This is a messenger RNA of Salvelinus fontinalis (brook trout), 3221 nucleotides long. RefSeq names its product RCC1 and BTB domain-containing protein 1-like. NCBI's taxonomy places the organism in Eukaryota, Metazoa, Chordata, Actinopteri, Salmoniformes, Salmonidae. The record is from RefSeq and is a predicted model, not a curated record. Gene Ontology annotation, molecular function: protein binding. Bases 16 to 1938 code for a protein of 640 amino acids. The transcript has 12 exons.